This is a messenger RNA of Striga asiatica, 1275 nucleotides long. The record is from the annotation of a GenBank genome assembly. NCBI's taxonomy places the organism in Eukaryota, Viridiplantae, Streptophyta, Magnoliopsida, Lamiales, Orobanchaceae.
AUGUAUAAAAAUCUUGUGCCCUUAAUCAAUUUAUUUAACGAAUUUCAAAAAGGGCUCCUCAAUGUCGCCUCCCAUCCACUCCAAAUCAUCUUCAUCAUAACUCAUAUACCUCCUCCAAAACCAGUGCUCCCUCCAUAUCCUAUCCAUCUUCUCGAUCGGCACAUUCUUCGUCUCCGGCAACAGAAAGAAAACGAAACCCGUCAUCAACGCCACCCAUCCCCCGAAGAAAAAGAAGGUCCCCGACUUAAGAUGACACAGAAUCGCCAAAAACACCUGCCCUAUCACGAAACUGAACAAGAAGCUGACCGCCACAGUUAUGCUCUGCCCCGCCGAACGUAUCUCCAACGGGAAGAUCUCGCUGGUCACAAGCCACCCGAGCGGGCCCCACGAGAACCCGAACGCCGUCACGUAGACGCAUAUCAGGACCACGAUCGCCGCGUUGUAGCCCGGGCUCAGCACUCCGUAGUCGCCGAGCUUCUCGGCCAUGAUUCCCCCGAUCGCCAGCUGGGUGGCCAACAUGAGGGCCCCACCAACAACAAAUAUCACCCGCCGACCCACACGAUCCACGAGAAGGGACGAGAGCGCGGUGGAGAAAAUCCCGAGGGAGGACAAAGAGAUAACCGCAAUCCCAGUCAUCUGCUGGAAGAAGGGGAUCGCCACCGCCAUCACGAGGUAAGGUCGGUAACGCCUCUUCAGGAUUUUCCCAAACGGGGCCUUCAUCUGCUGGGCCGCGUACGUGGCGGAGAGGAGGUCGUCCAGCUCAGCGUCCACGUCAUCCGUCCCACGGAUUUUCUGGAGGAGCUUCCUGGCGUCCUCCCCACGCUGGAUAAGGCUGGUGCCGAGGAUGAGGACGGAUGCAGGGACGAGAGCUGUCGCCAGAGAAAUUCGCCACCCGAGAUCGCCGCUGAUUUUGGAGGUGACGUAGUUGAGGAGGAAUGCGCCCGUGCUCCCGAUGCUGAGGAAGCAUUGGAAACUGAAGUUGAAGGCUCCUCUCGGGACAGCUUGGUUGGCAAAACCGACUCCAACUCCGAGAAGGAGGCGUCCGAUCAUCAGCGUGUAGAGGUUUUCGGCGGCGCCGCCAAUGGCGGCCCCACUGAAAAACGCAAUUCCACCGCAGAUGAUAGAGCGCUUGCGGCCAUAUUCCAUAGUGACGCGCGAAGCAAAGAAAGAGGCGAUGAGGCCAGAUACACCUCAGGGAAGAAUUUCUUCAGGAAUGGCUCCAUUGAGCCAAAGAGCAGUCCACCGGUGGCUGCAAUAAUACAUGAAAGCAAGACG